ACUCGCAAAGAUGACGCUUGCCGUCCAGGCCAUGCGGCUGGUGGUCUGCAUCGUGGCGUUUCCCAUGUUUCUGCUGAACCUUCUAGGCAUGUGGAGCUGGGUAUGCAAAAAGUGCUUUCCCUACUUCCUGAAGCGGUUCGCCAUGAUAUACAAUUGGAAGAUGGCGAGCCUAAAGCGGGAGCUCUUCAGCAAUCUGCAGGAGUUCGCCGGCCCCUCGGGGAAGCUAACUCUGCUGGAGGUGGGCUGCGGCACCGGGGCCAACUUCAAGUUCUAUCCCCCCGGGUGCAGGGUCACUUGUAUCGACCCCAACCCCAACUUUGAGAAGUUCUUGUUCAAGAGCGUCGCAGAGAACCGGCAGCUGCAGUUCGAGCGCUUCGUGGUGGCAGCCGGGGAGGACAUGCACCAGGUGACCGAUGGCUCUGUGGACGUGGUGGUCUGCACCCUGGUGCUGUGCUCGGUGAAGAACCAGGAGAAGAUUCUGCGCGAGGUGUGCCGAGUGCUGAAGCCGGGAGGGGCUUUUUACUUCAUAGACCAUGUGGCAGAUGAACGGUCUACCUGGAAUUACUUCUGGCAGCAGGUCCUGGCUCGUGUGUGGUUCCUUGCUUUUGACGGAUGCAAUCUGACCAGAGAGAGCUGGAAGGCCAUAGAGCAGGCCAACUUCUCCAAGCUGAACCUGCAGCACAUCCAGGCCCCGCUCCCCUUGACCUUGGUGCGGCCCCACAUCUAUGGCUAUGCUGUGAAAUAGAGUGAGGUGGUGGGAGAGAUCCGGUCUGCUCCACGCUGGUUCCAGGCUUCCGUUUUAGAUGUAAAAUUCUCACUGGGAGGGGUGAAAAUCAAAUUCAUCCCUACAGGUUUCUGUUUAGCCAUUUUCUAUGUUGUUUCUUACCGAAUCAAAACCAAAUCAGAGCAGCUUUGAACUCUCCCUCCAAAGGGACCGAAGGUCUCUCAUAGGCCUUUGAAAAGGAAGCAGUGGGGGAGACUUACAGCUUGCAAACCGAAUAAAUAAAUCCCAGAAAAUGGAAAAUCCACGGCUGACUAACACAGGAACACCUCCUUCCCUCCCCCAUCCCGGUAAGAAGGAAUCAGAACCCACUUGCUAUCCUGGUGUUACUAGUCUGCUUUGGCUGCCACCUGUGCUCUAGCCAGUGGCCUGUCCUUCGGCUCAGGGUUUUGCCACUGGCUGCUGCAUUGUCCUGCACGCCACAGCUUGUAUAAGUGCACCUGACACACCAGCGUCAUCACAGAACUGCACAGAACAGAUGGGAAUUCUCUGUUUAAUUUCCCAUCUUAUCUAGCACAUACUUUGCUGAAUAUAAUUACCGUAGGCAGUAGAAGGCCACUAUAGUUAGGGAAAUGGGUACAGUAUGUAGGGGACCCUAAAAGUAAUGCACGAGAGUAGUUACCAAGGACUCGGGGUGCGGGGGGGGAGGGAUUCUUCUGGUCAAAUAUCACUGGUCCUGAGUGGUUGGUGGCAGAGCCUCAAUCCCAGCUCUCAGGUGGCAGAGGUAGGUGGAUCUCUGUGAGUACAGCCUGAUCUACAGAUGGAGUUCCAGGACCGCCAGGGCUACACAAAUAAACCCUGUAUUGAAGAAGAAGAAAAAUUCCACUGGUCCUGAAACAAAACCAUGGAUAUCAUUGUGUUCAUACAGAGAGCAAGUCUGGGUGGGCCCAAGGGUUUCAGCUGCAUUUGUAUGUAUGGAUCUAAACAAAUGUAUAUUUUUCAAGAUGAUUUUGCAGAAGUUAUAUUUUAAAUGUUGAUCAAUACAUUUAUAUUCAUUU
Mus musculus (house mouse) is the source of this 1779-nucleotide messenger RNA. RefSeq names its product thiol methyltransferase 1A2 (gene Tmt1a2). Lineage: Eukaryota; Metazoa; Chordata; Mammalia; Rodentia; Muridae. The record is from RefSeq and is marked provisional. The coding region runs from base 11 to 745 and encodes 244 amino acids. The transcript is spliced from 2 exons.